This is a messenger RNA of Amoebophrya sp. A120, 1855 nucleotides long. The record is from the annotation of a GenBank genome assembly. Lineage: Eukaryota; Dinophyceae; Syndiniales; Amoebophryaceae.
CGAGGAGCCUCACGCGCUCCAGCACGAGGAGCACGGGGCGAGCAGUGUGAACGGAUUUCACUUGACCAACCUGUUUCGGAUCGGCACCGAUUUGGAAAAUGACAACCAACCGGCGGUGAUCGAGCACCGUUUGCCGCAGCAGGAGGUCGAGAAGCGCCGGAACCUCCAAACGGUUUCCUUCGCCGACGAGCGGGCCAAGGUGCGGACGUUUGCCCAUAUGAACCGCGUCAUCUACCCGCCCACGGACUACACCCAGUACCUGGACAAGCUGGGGGAAGUGUACGAAGCCGGCGUCAACCUGUACGGCACCGGGCAGACCGCCGCAGACCGGGCGGCGUCAGAGACGACGGUGACCGCCGCGUGGCACGCGGCCAUGAGCACCAAGGUGGCGCAGGACAGCUGGGAAAGCAAGUUCAACCCGACGAACGGCGAGCCGACGGGGCUGGGGGUCGCCGCCGCGGUCUACCAGUCCGCAACGGAGGCCGUCAUCGUCUUCCGCGGCAGCCACACCGGUGCCGACUUCAACAACAUGUUUCUCUGGUUCGAGGGCUGGUUCAGCGACCGGCUGCAGGCGCAGAUGAUGCAAAACUGGCAGGACGCCACGCAGCAGGCGCUGACGAACGAGAUGUUGGAGCGGGCGAAACUGCCGGAUCUGAAGGAAAAAGCCGCCUUCUACGCGGCGACGCAGGGGUUGUUGGUCAAGCAGGACGUGGAUUGGAUGCAGCUGGGCUUGGCGAACACCUUUUCCGUGAUCAACGAAGGCUACUGGCCGCUGACAAAGCAGCUCGUGGAAACGAUUUUGCCCACGGUCGCCGGCAAGACGCUUUACAUCACAGGUACAACUUGAUAUUACUGCGAAAUCAAAUUGUUCAUCGGUUCUUUCCUAACAGCAUUGCAAGUGCAUGUAUCUUGUCGGAAAAGGGAUCUGCUACGUGGUCGUUCUUCCCUGCACUCACAAAUCCACAAUUGCUGCGUACUGAUAUCUUUGAAAAAACAUAAAAUAAGUACUUUCUCUACAAAAACCACAGGUCACUCGCAGGGCGGCGGUCGGGCGUCUCUGGUCUCGAUGUGGUUGGAAAAGACCAAAGCCAUGACGGUUCCUACGUACACCUUCGACGGUGUGGGCGUGCAGUGCGCGGUGCGGUACGCGCUCCCCGCCGCGUAUUCGGCGGACGUCGACGUGACCGUGUUGCACGGGCAGAUCACGCAGUACGUGCACGCGUUGGACGCGUACGGACAGAUGGACUACCAGGCGGGGAAAGUCUGCAAGUUCGGCACGACGGAACUGCGCGACGCGAAAGCCUAUUCGCCCGCCAAGGACUUCUGCGAACGCUCGGUCGGGUGGAGCGGCGCGCGAUUGCUGGUGCCGGUGUUCGAGGAGCAGGACCGGAACUUCGCGAUGUGCCGCUACUUCACGCACUGGUCGACCGCCGUCACGCACUACUUGGACCAGGAUGCCAUCCUGAACGCCGACGGGACCACGGACGGCGGCUGCGCGAACGAGGUGCUUGUGCCGGCCAACGAUCCGCAGCAGCUUUGCGCGCCCUGCCGGACCGCGCGGUGCGUUAACAAGCUGCCGGAACUGGCGCUGAACUGGCGGAACAAGCUGACCGACACGAACACGAACUUUCCGUUGUCGCACCCCUGUCUGGCCGACAACACCGCGAGCGUCCCGAUGCUGAUGCAGACCGUGACGCUCUCGGGGGCGCUGACGCAGAACAACCUGUUUCAGCACUGCACCUUCCUGGGUGGCUCCGAGGACUACUUGCUGACGGGGGCGAGCGGGAGCGGUUCCGAAAAGGCGUUCAACGCGGUGUUCCGGGUCAACACGCUUUCCCUGGACGCCAGCUUCCAG